AUGACGAGGAGUAGCAGUCCUGCGAUAAGUACAGACCAUCACGAUCACAACCUUUCCUUAUCACACCGACUACCAACAUGUACACACUCGCCGUUUUUGUGACAGUUCUUGGAGCUGUCUAUGGACAGUCACAUCUAUGUGACAGGAUCUGUAACUCCCAGUAUAGUCCAGUAUGUGGUACUGACCGUCACACAUACAGUAACAUGUGUAAACUACAAAUUGCUGAGUGUUACGCUCGCCUUAAAGGUCAGCACAUGACCUUGGCCCAUACCGGAAGUUGCCGCUCCACCUCGACUCAGCCUCACUCUACCCAUUGUGACACAAUCUGUGAUGACGAAAGUGGUGAUAGCGCCGUGUGCGGCAGUGACGGUAUCACAUACGGUAAUAUCAUGUUUUUAACAUGGCAUAAAGGAUAUCUAUCAUUUAACAGAGACAUUGAUUUGGUAACAUUUAUGGAACCUGUUUAGACGUUAUACAGUUGA
Mizuhopecten yessoensis (Yesso scallop) is the source of this 482-nucleotide messenger RNA. Its product is annotated as four-domain proteases inhibitor-like. The record is from RefSeq and is a predicted model, not a curated record. The coding region runs from base 78 to 467 and encodes 129 amino acids. Lineage: Eukaryota; Metazoa; Mollusca; Bivalvia; Pectinida; Pectinidae. The transcript has 3 exons. Gene Ontology annotation, molecular function: protein binding; serine-type endopeptidase inhibitor activity.